AUGGGGAACGGGCCGGGGUCCGCGGCCGCUGUGAAGGAGGAUAUGGCCACUUCGGCCAUCCCGCCUGCGCACAAACCAGAUUCCUUAUCGAUUUUCCCGCUUCCAGGGUCGCCGGCGUCCACCGCUCUCUCCGCUCUCGCUUCCCUUACGAAUCCCUUCUUUCAGACGGCGCUUCUUCUUCUCAUCGCUGCCGGUAUGCUGUUCGCUUACCGAGUGAUGACAGAGGCUCCUGUACCACCGCUUCACUAUCCCAUCGAUCGCGCAGCAUUAGCCUCCCGACGCCGUCGACCUCACACCCCCGCCCGCCGGCGUCGCCCGCGGCUCGGGGAUUCGAUGUCGAGUUUGGAAAAGUUUCCACCGGCUUCGGCUGAGAGGGUCUCUGCUGGUCUCUGGAAUUUUAAUGCGGAUGGGAAUGAUGCAGGUUUGGUUGAAGAGGUAGUAAAUGGAGAGAAGGAUUCCAGGUCCAAUGUUGGGGGUGCGGGUGAAUGUGAUGGGGGGAUAUUUGAUAUGACGAGGAGUUUGGAAAGGGAGCUUGGUGAUGAGCAAGGAGCCCUUGCUGCUCUUUACCUAGAAUUGGAAAAGGAAAGGAGUGCAGCUGCCACUGCUGCAGAUGAGGCCAUGUCAAUGAUGCUUAGGCUUCAAAAGGAAAAAGCUGAAAUAGAGAUGGAGGCUCGACAGUAUCAGCGGAUGACUGAGGAGAAAUCUGCUUAUGACAAGGAAGAAAUGGAAAUCCUUAAAGAGAUUAUUGUAAGUCGGGAAAGAGAGAAGCAUGUUUUGGAAAAGGAAAUUGAGAUGUAUAAGCAAACGUUAGAUUCUCGAGAACAAUUUGAGCAGGACUUUGAUAUUAAGCAUAGCAUUUUUGAAGAAAAAAAGGGUACUUUGAAUGAUUCAUCAGACAAUCCUAUGAUGAUGCUACGACAAAUAUAUAAAUACAUUGAGAAGAAAGAAGUUUCAGAUGGUUUUGGAAUGGAAUCAUUUUCAGCUGUGAAUUCAAGUGGAGUUUCUUCAUAUCAUGGUAAUUCAAUAAUGGAUUGUGUUGUGGCGGGGAAGCAUACUGAAUUAUUAAACAUCGGAGAUGAAUUUAAACAAGACAUUGGUGAAAGUAGCAUGCUAACAACGCAGAUCAAGCAAUCUUCUAAUAUACUAAAUUUUAGCCAUGCAGAUGAGUCAAGCUUGUGUAAUUUGAAUUCUCCUUUUGAAGAUGAGUACAACAAGGAUAUUUUAGAUUUAAAUGUUAGAGAUGAAGGAGAUGGUGGUAUUCGAAUUGAGAUGAGUGUUCCUGAUAAUGAUUUAUUUAGAAUAGAGAGCUGUGUCCUUGAUCAACGAGACAGUAAAUCUUUUCUGCCGGAAACUGAAUCAAGAAUUCAUGGCGUUCAUAUUAUCAAUAAUGGUCAGUUUUUUCAGGUUGAAGAAAAUAGCAAACAAAAUGAUGAUAAAUUUUUUCAUGUUGAGGAAAAUGGUAAACAGAAUGCCAUUCCUCUUCAAGCAUCUUCAUGUACAAAUUUCAAUGAAAUGGAACCACACAUCCAAAGAAGUUGCUCAGAAAUCACAAAUAGGACCGGACAAAAGUGCAGCUUGUCUACUAGAGGUUCAUUUCUUGAUUUAAAGAGGAGUUCAUUGCCGUCUAUUGAAAGUGAAAAGUUUAAGCUUGGGAAUGAAGUUGAGCGCUUAAGGAAGAGAUUAAAAAUAAUUAGACAGGGUAGAGAGAAGCUGAAUUUGUCUACAGACCACAAGGAAAAGGAAUGCUUCCAGCUACAACUACUUGAUGAGAUUGUGUGCCAACUUGAACAAAUCAAGAAAGUAUCAGAGUCAACUAAAAGUUUUCGCCAAGCUUCAUUACCUCCUCUAUUACCCAAGGAGAAACUCCUCGUGGACCUCACUGAGCGGGGCAGUCGGGCACCAAGCAACUGGGGGUCUUAGAAAAAAUAUUAUAUAAGGAGUCCUGAUGCAAUUUUGACUCCAAUCAAAAUGCGUCAUGUGUACGGUCUGACCUGAGUGAAUAUGAAAAACUGAAUAGUUUAAUGAACCCUAAACCCUAAACUGUACACGUGACUCAUUGUGAUUGGAGUCCUGAUGCAGUUUUGAAUCAGUGCUUCUGAUGUAAUAAUAUUUUUUUAAAAGGCAUGAAACAGAGCAGCAUGGAGCAUCUUCAGAAGAGAUCAGAGGUUCUCACAUCGUCAGUGCUAAAGAUUAUCAAAAUGAGAAAAUCUGAGGAGAUAUUACCGCACCUUUCCUUCAUUCUUUUAUAUGCUUUCCCAAUCCAAGGAUUGAUCUUUGAUAAGAGCAAUUAUUGUCACACCUCCAAAAUCAACAGUUAUAAGUUCGUUUUCAUAUGAUGCUUUAUACAUUUCAGGCAUAUUAUACUGCGUCAGAAGUAAUAACAUCCCCUUUUAUGGCGCAUUUUAUAAAUGAACGGAGCAUAAUAAACUAGAUCGCAG
Molecule: messenger RNA, 2438 nt
Organism: Phalaenopsis equestris
Lineage: Eukaryota; Viridiplantae; Streptophyta; Magnoliopsida; Asparagales; Orchidaceae
Exons: 4
Coding region: 1-1920 (639 amino acids)
Source: RefSeq, a predicted model, not a curated record